AUGAAACUAAAAUCAAUACUAUUUAUAGUAUUAUUGAUUUGUAUAUUAAAUGUUUUAUUAAUAAAUACUCAAUCCACAGAUAAUAAUAAUAAUAACAAUAAUAACAAUAAUAAUAACAAUAAUAACAAUAAUAAUAAUAAUAAUAAUAAUAAUAACAAUAAUAAUAAGAAUAAUAAUUAUAAUUAUGAUGAUCAUGAUGAUUCCAGCGACUAUAUAGAUAUGUACGAAAAUAAUGUUGUUGAGGAAAAUGAAAAAUUAAUAACGUUAGAGCAGUUAAGUCCAGAAACUGUCGAGUUGUUUUUAAGAUUAGUAGAAAGUGAAAUCGGAAAUAAUAAUAAUAAUAAUAAUAAUAACAACAAAAAGAAUAAUAGAGAUACUUCAUCAUUAGAAAAGCAAUCGGUUGGUAAUGAAGAACCUAAUGGCGUUAAAGAUAAUGGUGAUAAUGAAAAAUUAAAAAUACAACAGAGAGUGCAACAAGUCCAACAAAUUCAACAACAAUUUCAGCAACAGGCUCAACAAAUUCAACAACAGCAACAACAACAACCGCAACAAAAAGAAAAAGAAAAAAUUAAAGUUAACUCAAAUAUAAUGAACCAACAAUUUUUAACAAACGUAAAGCAAAAAUCAAAAAGUAAAAUGUUUUUCGGUAAAGAUGACUUUUUGUUUGGUGACAAUGAAGAUUAUGGUUUAGGGUUUGGUAUUGGCAAUAAUGACGAUGAAGAAAAGAAGCCAGUACCAGAUUAUCAAUUACCAGGUAGAGAUUUACUAAUUGAAGGUCAAAAACUAAGAGUAUCACAUAGAUACAGCAAUUCUAUAAUGUCAUAUAAUUUCGAUCAAAACGAUGAUAGGGAUAUAUUUGAAUUUUUGGGUAAAUCAGUUAAUGCAAAUCAUAAUCCAAUGAAAGCAUACCGACUAUUUGAAGAGUCUGCUGAAAGAGGAAAUCACCGUGCAAUGUACUUAUUAGGUUUAAUGAAUGAGAUUGGUGAACAUAAUGGCAUUAUCGACUUUGAAUUAUCAGAAAAAUGGUAUUUAAAAUCAGCUAGUUUAGGUAACUCUGAUUCCCAACGUGCAUUAGGUUUUAUAUAUUCAACAGGUAAAUUAGGAUAUAUCGACGAAGCUAAAGCAACAUUAUAUUAUACAUUUUCAGCAAAAUCAGGAAAUAUUGUAUCUCAAAUGGUUAUGGCAUAUAGAUAUUUAUACGGUCAUGGAGUAGAGAAGAACUGUUUGAAAUCAUCCAUACUAUAUGAAAAAGUUGCAGCCAAAGUUGUUUCAGACUACGAGCUUAGAGGAUUCGGAUAUCAAAUUCACAGCCAAAGAUUAUCAGAGGACUAUGAAAAGAAAUCAGAGUUAUAUUCAUCUGACGAAAGUGAUAUUUUAGAGUUUUUCAAAUAUUCAGCAGAAAUGGGUGAUAUAAGUUCAUUAAUUACAAUGGCAAAACUAUCAUUAGAGGGAACUAUUAUGAAUCAAGAUUUUAGAAUGGCUAUCAAUUACUUUAAACAAGCUAUUGAAGAGGAUGAAUAUGGUUUGGCUUUAGCAGAAGGUUACUCUGGUUUGGGUUUCAUGUACAAUAAAGGCUAUGGUGUUGAGCAAAAUAAUAAAACUGCUGUGCAAUACUUUACCAAGGCUAUGAACGAAGGUGACAGAGAGGCUAGAUAUCGUUUAGCCGAACUUUAUCUCUAUGGCUAUGGCGUCGAGCAAAGUACAAGCAAUGCAUUAGAGUUGUUGUCUGGUGUUAUUACAGAGGUUAUUGUCCAAGAUGAAGAGGGUGAGGUUAAGUUACCACCAAUUUCCGAGGCACUUACUUUAUUAGGUAAAAUAUAUGCAUAUGGUUUGGGAGGUAUACCAAUCGAUAGAGUUAAAGCAUCACAAUAUCUUUCACAAUCUGUAGCAUUAGGUAGCGAUGUUCAAGCUUAUUACCACUUUUCAAAGAUUCAUUUAGAGAAUGACGAAUCAUCAUGUCCAAUUGUAGUUCAAUAUUUGAAAAAGGUUGCAGAAAAAGGACCAUGGGCAAUGUUAAUAACAUCAGCACAAGAUCUUUAUGAUGAGGGCAAUACAAACCUUUCAUUGUUAUUAAAUGAAAAAGCAGCUGAAAUGGGAAUUGAAUUGGCACAGUUUAAUGCAGCUUGGUUAUACGACAAACGUUAUGGACUUUCGCAAUACUAUAAAUCUGAUGAAGAGAUUGAACGUAUAGAAGAACAGGAAUCACAUUUAGACGAUAGCGAAAAAACCACCAUUUUUAUCAACGACCUUUUUAAUGACGAUUUUUGGACACAACAGGCAUUCCGUUUGUUUUACUAUUCAUCAGAGCAACAUAAUGCAAUCUCUUACAUUAAAAUUGGUGACUAUUUCUAUUAUGGUAUUGGUAUCGAAAAGAAUUUAGAAUCUGCAGCCAACAGCUAUCAAGUCGCAGCUAAUCUCAAUCAUCCACAAGCACUAUUCAAUCUUGGUUAUCUCUAUCAAUUUGGUCAAGGUGUCCCACAAGAUCUAUUUUUAGCUAAACGUUAUUACGAUCUAUCACUCUCUAUCAAACCCGAAAAUAAUAAGCAAGGCUAUGAUGGAUACUAUGGUUACAUUCCAAUUUAUUUAUCAUUAAUUGGUUUACUAUUCCAUUUUAUUUAUUUAUAUUUAUAUUCAUUCAUUAAUCCAAAUAUCUCAAUCUCUUCAUCAACAGCAUCAUCACCCAUCGCAACAGCAACACAACAAAUUUUAAAUGCAGAUACUCAAAAAAUAGUUCAAGAAAUUAGUGAUAUUAAACCAAAAUCAAAUUUAAUCGAUAGCUUUAUUUUAAAUGAAGAUUUAAUUCAAACCAUUGAAUCUUAUAUUAUUAUAUUUUUUGUAAUUGUUAUUGGUUUUUUGGUUAUAAGAAGACAAAGGUUAAUUUUAAAUCAAAGACAACAACCACCUCAACAAUAA
Dictyostelium purpureum is the source of this 2913-nucleotide messenger RNA. RefSeq lists its product as uncharacterized. Bases 1 to 2913 code for a protein of 970 amino acids. Gene Ontology annotation, biological process: ERAD pathway. The record is from RefSeq and is a predicted model, not a curated record. Lineage: Eukaryota; Evosea; Eumycetozoa; Dictyosteliales; Dictyosteliaceae. Gene Ontology annotation, molecular function: protein binding. Gene Ontology annotation, cellular component: endoplasmic reticulum membrane. The transcript has 3 exons.